AUGUUAAGUCGUCUUGAAGAAAUGGGGAUAGUUGGAAGAAUUUAUAUUGGUUCCGAAGGAAUAAAUGCGCAGGUUUCUUGCCCUGAAGAAAAGUUAGAAGAAUUAAGAAAAUAUUGUGAAGAAGUAUUAGAUUUAAAUGACUUGGAGUUUAAUUUCUCAACAUAUCAUGUAAAGGCAUUUAGAAAAUUACAUGUUAAAGUUAGGAACAAGGUUUGUGUGGAUGUAUUGACGAAAGAUAUUGUCGCAGAUGGAUUAGAAUCCGAUUUAUAUGAUCUUUCCAAGCAACCAAAACACCUUGUACCAGAAGAAUGGCACAAAGCAUUAUCCAAUGCCAAAGGAUCCCUCACCCUAAUAGAUAUGAGAAAUCAUUAUGAGAGGCAAAUUGAACUUUAUUUUUCAAAUUUUCGCAGCGAGAUUGGUUAUUUUGAGAAUUCAAUACGACUAGAUGUGGAUACUUUCCGUGAUAGUAUCAAGGUCAUGAACGAAAUAUGCGAGGGAAAACAAAACGAAGAAAUUUAUAUGUAUUGUACCGGUGGCAUUCGAUGUUCUAAGGCGGGGUCCAUAUUACUUUCUAAAGGUUUUAAAUCAGUUAACAUGCUUAAGGGGGGAAUUACAGCAUAUGGACGGUUUGUUAAGGACAAUCCAUCAGUGACUUCCUUAUAUAAAGGUCGCAAUUUUACUUUCGAUAAGCGACUUGGCGAACCAAUUACAAAUGACAUCAUUUCUCAAUGUCACACGUGCGGCAAACCAUGUGACACUCACACGAAUUGCAGGAAUAAAACUUGCAAUUUAUUAUUUAUUCAAUGUGAAGAGUGCAAAAUUAAAUUACAACGAACUUGUGGCACUGAAUUUUGUUUACAAUUAAUUCAGGCUUGGGAUGAAAAGUAUGGCAGACCAUCAACGUUUGAUGAUGUGAAACCAGGUUUAGAGUGCGUUUAUGAUCAUGUACAUCGAACAAGACCCAAAUUGGUUAUCAAAAGGUUGGGCGGAACAGCAUCAGAUAUUUCAACGGAUAUUAUCCCAGACAUUAUAGAUCAAAGAGAUAAGCAAAUGAAAAAAUGA
Funneliformis caledonium is the source of this 1062-nucleotide messenger RNA. Lineage: Eukaryota; Fungi; Glomeromycota; Glomeromycetes; Glomerales; Glomeraceae. The record is from the annotation of a GenBank genome assembly.